Molecule: messenger RNA, 693 nt
Organism: Aphis gossypii (cotton aphid)
Lineage: Eukaryota; Metazoa; Arthropoda; Insecta; Hemiptera; Aphididae
Exons: 2
Coding region: 1-693 (230 amino acids)
Source: RefSeq, a predicted model, not a curated record
AUGGGGCAUAUCUUAUCGUUCAUAUCAGGCACACCGCACAAAUAUAAACGAGUUAUAUUUUAUGAAGAUGCAGAAAUAAAACUAUCGAGUAUGAUGUACAGUGGAGAAAAUGUGUUGGUAAUCGAUACAAAAAAUCGUGAUGGAUGUAGAGUACUGUUGAAUCGGGGCGACCUUCUUCGACUUCAAUAUCUCGAAUGUUCUAUUUUCGAAAGCAUCGUGCGAAAAGAAGUAUUCAUCGCUCCGUUAGUUAUAAAACAAUAUGAAGAAAUUGUCGAGUACCACGACAAGAAAUUUAGUCAACAUAAAUCACCGCCGAAAACUGUUGAUGAGAUGGUAGUUUUCAUUAAGAACAUACAAGACGAUCGAGUCGUUAAAUCUAUACCAAAUUUGUCCAAUCAAAUACAGAUAUGUGCAGCCGAACAAUUAGCUGAAUCAUUGUUACACCAGAGGGCGAAAAACUCACAUGAGUAUUCCAAUGAAACGACGGUCAUUUCACCAAUGUUGCCACCAACACCAAUGUCACCUUCUACACCGAUGUCAACACCACCGAGUUUCACAAUGCAAUCACCGAGCAGAGCAGUCAAUGAAAACGACGGGCCGUUACAAUUCAACAGGCGAUCAUUAUCGAAAACGUGCAACUUCGAUUCAGUCGUAUCGGGAAUGUAUUUUGUACCAAAACGUAAACUAUUUUAA